Molecule: messenger RNA, 1760 nt
Organism: Rhododendron vialii
Lineage: Eukaryota; Viridiplantae; Streptophyta; Magnoliopsida; Ericales; Ericaceae
Product: mitogen-activated protein kinase kinase 3-like
Exons: 9
Coding region: 666-1676 (336 amino acids)
Biological process (GO): protein phosphorylation; MAPK cascade
Molecular function (GO): MAP kinase kinase activity; ATP binding
Source: RefSeq, a predicted model, not a curated record
GUGAAAGUACAGAUGUGCCUCUUGGAGUCGCCAAUAUGGAGCUGAUGAGUUGGUCUUGAUAGUUGUCUUUUGCUUUUUGCUUGGAAAAGGAUGUUGUAGAGUUAUUUAUCAUGGCGGGGUUGGAAGAAUUGAAGAAGAAGCUCGCUCCAUUGUUUGAUGCUGAAAAGGGUUUCUCCUCUGGGUCAACCUUGGACCCUUGUGAUUCUUAUACGCUAUCGGACAACCGGACUGUCAACUUAUUAAGCAGAUCUUAUGGGGUAUACAACAUUAAUGAGCUCGGGUUGCAAAAGUGUACCUCAUGGCCAACAGAUGACUUAGACCAUGGGGAGAAGACAUAUAAAUGUGCAUCUCAUGAGAUGAGGAUAUUUGGAGCCAUAGGUACUGGUGCAAGCAGUGUUGUCCAGAGAGCUAUUCAUAUACCUACUCAUCGAAUCCUUGCCUUGAAUAAAAUUAAUAUUUUUGAGAAGGAGAAAAGGGAACAACUGCUCACUGAGAUCCGCACGUUGUGUGAGGCACCUUGUUAUCAGGGUCUAGUGGAAUUCCAUGGAGCAUUUUAUACUCCUGACUCAGGGCAAAUAAGCAUAGCUUUGGAGUACAUGGAUGGAGGGUCCUUGGCAGAUGUAAUGUGAGUGCGGAAAUGUAUACCAGAACCAGUCCUUUCAUCAAUGUUUCAAAAGCUCUUGCAUAUAAGGACCUACUUGCAUGGAGUUCGACAUUUGGUUCACAGAGACAUAAAGCCUGCGAAUUUGCUUGUAAAUCUCAAAGGGGAGCCAAAGAUAACAGAUUUUGGUAUUAGUGCUGGCUUAGAGAACUUGAUGGCAAUGGUUAGUAACUGCACUACUUUUGUUGGAACUGUCACAUACAUGUCACCCGAGCGAAUUCGAAAUGAAAGCUAUUCUUACCCAGCUGAUAUUUGGAGCCUUGGUCUUGCUCUCUUUGAGUGUGGGACCCGAGAAUUUCCAUAUUCUGCCAACGAAGGACCCGUAAAUCUUAUGCUGCAGAUUUUGGAUGAUCCAUCACCAUCGCCCCCAAAUCAUGUUUUUUCACCUGAUUUCUGCUCAUUUAUUGAUGCUUGCCUGAAGAAGGAUGCAGAUUCAAGGCCAACGGCUGAGCAGCUGCUUUCACAGCCAUUUAUCACAAAAUACGAGGAUGCAAGGGUGGACUUAGGAGCAUUUGUCCAGAGCGUUUUUGAUCCAACUCAGCGUAUGAAGGAUUUGGCCGAUAUGCUGACAAUACACUAUUACUUACUCUUUGAUGGACUUGAUGAACUUUGGCAACACACAAGGACAUUUUAUAAUGAACGCUCAACUUUCAGUUUCUCAGGCAAAGAUUAUGUUGGUCCAAAUGACAUAUUUGCCUCGUCGUCAAAUAAUCGGAGUACAUUAGCAGGUGAAUGGCCUCCCGAAAAGCUUGUGCAUCUUGUGGAAAAAGUUCAGUACCGCGUUCAUGGAAGAGACGGUGCUGCCAUUCGUGUAUCCGGUUCCUUUAUUGUUGGUAAUCAAUUCCUUGUAUGUGGAGAUGGUGUACAAGCAGAGGGAUUGCCAAAUUUUAAAGAUCUUUCGAUUGAUAUGUCGAGGAGGCAAAUGGGAACAUUCCAGGAGCAGUUUAUCAUGGAACCGGGAAAUGUUAUUGGUCGCUACUUAAUAGCUGGACAAGAGCUUUAUAUUAUGCAGUAGGAAUUGAUAGUGACUGUUGUCCCACCAAGGUUUGUAUAAUCUUACAAUCGUUCACAAGUUUGUAUGACUCGUCAAGGUACUGUU